This is a messenger RNA of Condylura cristata (star-nosed mole), 1074 nucleotides long. RefSeq names its product G protein-coupled receptor 148 (gene GPR148). Gene Ontology annotation, biological process: G protein-coupled receptor signaling pathway. NCBI's taxonomy places the organism in Eukaryota, Metazoa, Chordata, Mammalia, Eulipotyphla, Talpidae. The coding region runs from base 1 to 1074 and encodes 357 amino acids. Gene Ontology annotation, cellular component: membrane. Gene Ontology annotation, molecular function: G protein-coupled receptor activity. The record is from RefSeq and is a predicted model, not a curated record. The transcript has a single exon.
AUGAGUGGUCAGUUGGCUCCCGGCCCCCAGGGCACAGCUGCCUGGCCAGCUUCCCGCCAGUUCAUUGGCAAUUCACCCAGCAUGCCCCCUGCAGCCAGCAACGUCUCCCUGAGCCUCAGAGACCACAGGGUGCCCAUCUCUAUGCUGCGCUGGCUCUUCGUCCCCUCGGGCCUGCUGGCUGCGGCCACACUGGCCUUGAGCCCCCUGCUGCUGGUGACCAUCCUGCGGAGCCACAGGCUGCGCCGAGAGCCCCACUACCUGCUGCUGGCCAACAUCCUGCUCUCGGAUCUGGCCUAUGUCACCUUCCACAUGCUCAUCUCCUCCAGCAGCCUGGGUGGCUGGGCCAUGGGCCGCAUCGCCUGCGGGGUUCUCACAGACGCCGCCAUGGCUGCGUACAACAGCACCAUCCUGUCCUUCACGACCACUGUGCUGCACACCUAUCUGGCGGUGGCUCAUCCUCUCCGCUACCUCUCCUUUAUGUCCUGCAAGGCUGCCCGGAAGACAGUGGCCCUCAUCUGGCUGGUGGCCUGCCUCUUCCCCACGUUUCUCAUUUGGUUCAGCAAGCGGCAGGACACCAGGUUGGUGGGGCAAGGGGCCUCCUGCGUCCUGCAGUUGAGCCUGGAAUCCCAGCUAGGUCGCAGUCCCCUGGUCACUGUCACCUACAGCUGCAUCUUGUGCAUUCUCUUUCUGUGCCUAGCUCUCAUCAGCUACUGCUUCUGGAGGAUUUAUGCAGAGGCUAGGACCUCACGUAUCCUGAUACAGGACUAUUCCAGGGCAAGAGGCACUCUGUUCAUCCACACAGUGUUGAUUACGUUGUAUGCUAGUCCAGCGGUGGUGUUUUCCCUGGAUGUCGUGCUGACCAAGUACCACCAUAUUGGUGCCAGGGCUCACAUGUGGCUCAUGGCAGCCAACAGUGAGGUGUUUAUGAUGCUCCCCCGGGCCAUGCUCCCAUAUAUGUACACCCUCCGUUACCGGCAGCUGCUGGCGACAGUCCAGGGCCACUUCUCAUUUAGGAGACACAGUGACAUCUUCACCAUCUUUCAGAGUUACAGACCGCACUGGCUGGCAAGCUGA